Molecule: messenger RNA, 1563 nt
Organism: Guillardia theta CCMP2712
Lineage: Eukaryota; Cryptophyceae; Pyrenomonadales; Geminigeraceae
Exons: 11
Coding region: 1-1563 (520 amino acids)
Biological process (GO): fatty acid biosynthetic process
Molecular function (GO): 3-oxoacyl-[acyl-carrier-protein] synthase activity
Source: RefSeq, a predicted model, not a curated record
AUGCUGCGCGCCUCGAUCGCUUGUUCGCUGUUGGCGUCCGCGACGUCGUUCCUCCUCCCCUCCUCCCCCUUCCCUGCCACCACCUCCUCCCUUCCCUCCUCCUGCACUUCCUUCUCGUCAUCGACGCCGCUUCUACCUGGUCGCCAUGUUCGCUCGGGCGCUGCCAAGUCGGCGAUCCCUUCCCUCACCCCACGGGCUCGAGCAAGCAGCUCUUUGCUGGCGGUGAGGAUGCAGGCGGACGGCCUGUGCAGAGUGGUAGUGACUGGCAUGGGUAUCAACUCCUGCCUCGGCAACACCCUCGAUGACGUUACAUCCUCUCUCAAAGAGGCUAAGAGCGGAAUCCGCUUCAGACAGGACUUCGCAGACAACGGGCUCAAAUCGCAGGUGUGCGGAUGGCCCGAGCUCACAGAGGAGGAGAUCAAGGAGAGGAUUCCCCGCCAGACCCUCCGCUUCAUGGGGCCUCACGCCAAGUACGCGUACCUGGCCCUUCAGGACGCCAUCAACGACUCAGGGCUCAAGGAGUCGGAGUAUCAGGGUAACCCCGACUUCGCCUCUAUCCUCGGGCAGGGAGGAGCUUCAGUGCAGGACAUGAUGGAGACUGUGGAGGCGGUUCGUAGCCAGGCUCCCCGUUGGGCGAACAAGGUCGGUCCUUACAGGGUGACCCGAUCUAUGGGAUCCUCGGUCUCUGCCAUCCUCGCUACUGCGUUCAAGCUCCAGGGCCCCUCAUUCUCCAUCUCCUCCGCCUGCUCCACUGGAGCUCACUGCAUCGGAGUCGGCAUGGAGCAGGUGUGGGCAGAGGGCGCGUUGAUGGUGGGGAGGCUAGAGGAGGAAGUGGGAGAUGAGAUCCAGCUGGGCAAAGCAAAGUUGGCUGCCUGCGGUGCCGGAGAGGCUGAUGGCUGGGAGUUCACUGCCAUGUUUGACUGCAUGGGAGCACUUUCGAGCAAGUACAACGACUCCCCCAAAACGGCCUCGAGAGCCUUCGACAAGACUCGCGAUGGAUUCGUGAUUGCUGGAGGAGGAGGAGUUCUGAUCCUCGAAGAGUACGAACAUGCCAAGGCUCGCGGAGCUAAGAUCUAUGCGGAGCUCACUGGAUAUGGUGCGAACUCUGACGGGUACGACAUGGUGGCUCCCUCAGGCUUCGGAGGAGAAGAGUGUAUGAAGAUUGCUCUCGGCAUGGCGAACAAGGGUCCCCACGGGGAGAGAAAAGUUGACUACAUCAACUGUCAUGGAACUUCAACUCCAGUAGGAGACGCGAUGGAGCUCGAGGCGAUCAAGAGGGCCUUUGUCAAGGAUCCAUCCAGGGGAUACUCUCCCUUCGUUGGGUCUACCAAGUCAAUCUCCGGACACUCGCUCGGGGCUGCGGGUGUCCACGAGGCGAUCUACUCGAUCUUAAUGAUGCAGAAUGACUUCUUGGCGGAGUCUGCUCACAUCAAGGAUAUCUGCGACGAGUCUGAGGGUCUCAAUAUCUUGAGGAAGAGAUAUGACGGCAAAGUCAACCGCGUAAUGUCCAACAGCUUCGGCUUUGGUGGCACCAAUGCCUGCCUUGUCUUCGACCGCGUCUAA